AUGAUUGCCACGACCCCGCCCGUCAAAAAGGCCUGUGAUGCGUGCCAUCGCCGGAAGGUCAAGUGCUCGGGCGGGACGCCGUGCAAGAACUGUGGUGCCACCAAUCUCCAGUGUACAUAUCUCAGUAUACCGCAGAAGAAGGGUCCGAAGGGUUCGCGGGCCAAGGUCAUAUCCGAAAUUCGUGACACCCAGCAACACCAUCAGCAGCAACCACCACCACCAGCACCAUCACAACAUCAGCAAGCACCGCUCGUCACGCCUCCUGCUCAAAACCGCAAUGAGCCCAGCCCUUUCAAUUUCAACAGCCCACUCUCGUCGACUCUCGGAAGAACACCCGGCUUGCUCUCACGGCAGACCAUUGACGCCUGUCUUGCUUUCUUCUUCGAGCAUCUUUACCCCACGAUCCCGAUCUUCAGGCGAGAGAAGCUUUCCGUGUUGAUCUACGGACAUGAGUCGGUUCACCCAGACUCGUAUUGCUUGGUCGCUUCUCUGUGCGCUUUUGUCAUGGUGCAACCAGGAAUGACGCUCAACGUCUCGGGCGCUCUGGGAGAGUCAUAUGCCGGUGAGCCACCGCAAAAUCGAUAUGGCUUUGCAAGCAUGCUGCUAGAGGAUCUGUUGCGAGUGCGACAAGGCAUCGACUACGUCGACGAUCCCACCCUCAGCACCGUGCAGACAUCUUUCUUCCUAUUCUGCUCCUAUUUCACAUUGGAGAAGCAGAACUCGUGCUGGUACUACUUGCGAGAAGCUAGCACUCUUGCACAGCUGAUGAAAAUGCACGAAGAGUCGUCCUAUUUUGUCGGCGAUGCUGAAGAGAAUAUGCUCAAGCGUCGGACUUUCUGGUUGAUCCUGCUGACCGAACGUGCCUAUGCAAUGGAGCGUCACCGCACGUUAAGUGUACACCCCACCAUUGAGCUCCCAGCGGCCGAACAGGUCGAACAAGAGGUCGUCAGUGGCUUUGUCCACCUGACGAAACUGUUUUGUUGCAUCGAUGACGACUUCAUGGCCCUCUGGAACAAGACCAAGAGCGAAUGUUCGCCAGAGUGGUUGUCAGGCUUACAGCGGCGACUUCGCGACGUACUGCCACAAAACUUGGAUGCCACCGAGCAUCAAGUGGCCGACAUCCGGAUAACACAACAGUGGCUAAAGAUCAUGGUCUGGCAGCUGAGUGUAGCACAUGGUCAUAUCUCGUCGCAUUCACAGGAGCCUGCGUUAAGCUUCACCUAUCCCAUCGAGGUGGCCAGAGAUCUGGUGCACUUCAUCGAGAGUAUCAGUCUCGCAAGCAUGGAAGUACAUGGUGUUGGCUUGAUUGAGAAGCUAUUUGAUAUAGCAUGUACGCUCAUGGACGUGAUCACCUGCGUACCGCUGGACGCGUCUCAAAAUAGUUCCCAAUCUAACGAAUACUUGAGUGCGGUCUUGCAGCUUGUUGCGAAGCUCCGCGGCGGUGCCUCAAGGUACCUUCCUCUUCUGGCAGCCCGAGUUAAAGAAUUUCCCAACCAAUCGCCUCGAGCUCGGCAAAUGUCGCUGAGCAUCAAGCAAGGCUAUGCGGGCGCCAGUGACCAUCUUCCCACACCCCUAAUGCCAGACACAAACGGAAAUCCACACUUCGCCAAUCUCGAGCUGGACAUGCGACCAAUCCAUCGUCCUGCCAUGGAUGAGCAGGCCCUGAUAUUCGAUGCGUAUAGCUCAACCACGCAGAAGGCACAAACACCUACAGAUGUAUCGCGAUCACCAAACCACGCGAGAACGCCCAUUACGCCCGAUGUUUACGGCCCACCAGGAUUAGGACCAUUGCCCCGUAACGUGGUGACCGGCAGUAAUAUGUACGGGCACUAUCCUGGGUGA
Messenger RNA from Cyphellophora europaea CBS 101466, 1842 nucleotides. RefSeq lists its product as uncharacterized. Gene Ontology annotation, molecular function: DNA binding; DNA-binding transcription factor activity, RNA polymerase II-specific; zinc ion binding. Bases 1 to 1842 code for a protein of 613 amino acids. The record is from RefSeq and is a predicted model, not a curated record. The transcript has 2 exons. Gene Ontology annotation, biological process: regulation of DNA-templated transcription; DNA-templated transcription. Lineage: Eukaryota; Fungi; Ascomycota; Eurotiomycetes; Chaetothyriales; Cyphellophoraceae.